AUGAUUAGCUAUUUUACUAAAGGAAGUGUAUUAUUGGGAAUCAUAAAUUUAAUUGUAGCAUUUAGAAACUAAGUAGAAUUUGAAGAUAUUUAUGGCUAAGCUUAUUGUUUACAAGGUUAUGGUUCUCAUUUCUUUUUUCCAAUUUAUCCAUAUUAUUGCAUAAGUAAAAAUUUGUUUUUUUUCUUAAGGUAUUUCAUCUGUGUGUGAUGGUGUGACAAUACCUACUUUAAAGAAUCCAAGUCUAAGUUCGUAUUAUGAUACUUUUUGUCAUCCAGAUGUCUAACUUGGAUCUCAAACAAUUAUUAAAUAAAUUUCUAAAUUUUUGAGAUUUGUUAGCUGUGGGAAUGAAUUUGGUUAAUUAGUAAUGACAGUGAAAGAGGAUGGUAAGUAUUUUUUUGAAUGUCAAUGUAAAAUUUAAUGAAAAAUUUAAUAUUAGAUGAAACUACUGAAGAUAAAAUUAGAUGCUACUAUGCUUAAAUAAUUUAAGGAAUAUACAAAUGUUUAUAUUGUCACGAUUAUUAUUAUGGAGAAAAUUGUGAAAACAAAAAUUAUAGUUCAAUAAGUUUAUAAUCAAGUAUGUAAUAAUUUAAAGAAAGAAUGCGAAUAAAAAAAUCCAGAUGGUAGCUGUUUAAUGUGUUAUCCAGGGAAUGGAAAACGAUCUUACUAUGAUAAAGAUUGUUUGUAAAGUAAGUUAUUCUAAUAUUUAUAGAAUGUUUCCCUUACACUUAAUGUUACGUAGAUAAUUAUGAAAUAAUAUAUUAAUUACCAUGUUAAGAAGAUGGAGCAAUUUAAUUAGGUACUAGAUGCGUUUGUAAUAAAUAAAUGAAAUUUAAGCAUGUAAUAUAACGAAAUGUUCUAAAUGUGAAUUAGAUGAGAUAAGUUAAAUAGAAAUAUGUUUGAAAUGUAGAUACCCUUUUGUAUUAAUAAACAAUAAAUGUUUGGGAGAUUAUAAUUGUUUGAGAUAUGAAAAUGUUCUGGAUGGAACAGGAAAUCUUAUAAAUAUCUCAUGUAUAGAAUGUUUAUAUGGCUAUUUUUGGGAUACUGUAUUUAAUAAAUGUUCAAGUAAUUGAAUGGUUAUAUUAGAAUAGGUUGCGGUUUAAGAAAGAGUUGUCCAAUAUGUAAUGCCUCUGGAUGUCUAUAUUGUCGACCUGGAUUAGUUUUAUUAAAUUAAAAAUGUGAAACUCUUAUUUGUGGGAUAAAGCAUUGUUUAUUUUGUUAAUUAGAUGAUCCAAAUGAAUGUACAGUUUGUAAUUUUGGAAUUCAUAAAUUUAAAGUAAGUACUGGUGAAUGUGAAUGCAAUAUUAAUGAUAAUAAAGGAGACUAUUAUGGUUCUUGUUAAACUUGUGUUAUAUUAUAUUGUGCAUAAUGUAAUCCUACUCCCUACUCUUGUACCUAUUGUGAUGACUUUAUUGCUAGAAAGUUAAUAGGAAAUUCUUGUGUUUGUAAACCCUUAUAUUAUGAAUACUAUGAUGUAACAGCAACAGAUGGUAGACCAUUAAAAUGCAGAUGUUUAAAUAUUAUAUUAUUAUUUCAGCAUGUCAUCAAACUUGUUAUAACUGUUAAGGAUCUACAGCUAAUGAUUGUAUAGGUUGUGGAAAUCCUAGUUUAAUUCAUCGUUAUUUAACAGCUAAAGGAGAAUGUCUUUGUAUUAAUGGAUAUGGAAAUAAACUGGCUUACUUUUCAUAAUAAAAUGCUAUACUUCCAGAACUUGAAUGUGUUAGUAUUAUUUUAAUAUUUCUAAUUUACAGCAUGUCAUAAUAAAUGUGCUUAAUGUUUUCGAUCUGUACCUGGUACAUCAUUAGAAUAUUGUACAAAAUGUCAUGAAGGAUAAAAUAGAGAACUUUCAGAUGAUCUUGACUGUGUAUGUUAAGAAAACUAUAGUGAUGAUGCAUUAUAUGAUAUCUGUUACAGUAAUCAUUUUUUAGAUAUUCAUUUAAGAAUGCUAUUAUACAUGUGCAUAAUGUUACGGAAUCUUAUCAACCAAUUGUGUGAGAUGUUCAACUUAAUCUCAUAGAUAUUUAUCAACAAAUAAAGAGUGUUUAUGUUCUGAUUAAUAUUAUGAUGAUAAUCUUAAUAUGGAAUGUCUAAGUAAAAUCAAUUUAUAUUCAUAAAUUAGAAUGUCAUUAUACAUGUUUAAAUUGUUUAUCAGAUCCUUCACCAGAUAAAUGUACAGAAUGUCCUUCUACGAGAAUAUCUAUCAACGUUGGUUCUACAUUUCUAUGUUAUUGUUAACAAAUUGGCUAUUACGAUUUAGAUGGAAGUAUGGAAUGUUAACCUUGUCAUUAUUCUUGUCUAACUUGUGAUGGAUCAGAAAUUUAUAAUUGUUUGAGUUGUGAUACAAAUUAUAGAGAAUUUGAUUCAGUUUAAUGCAAUUGUCCUAUAGGAUUUUAUGAUAUUGGAAAUCUACAAUGUGAAUGUAAUAUCAUAUCUAUCAUUAGAAUGUCAUCACUCUUGCUAUUCUUGUGACAAUAUCAAUUAUAAUAAUUGUCUAGAAUGCUCUUUAGAUUUAUAAUACAGAAUAUAAAUUGAAUCUACUUGUAUAUGUAUACAAGGUUAUUAUGAUAUUAUUGGAACAUCUAUUUGUGGAAGUGAGAUAUUAUUAUCAAAUAUUUUUUAGAAUGCUCUUAUAAAUGCUUAAGUUGUUAGGAUACUUAUGAUCAUUGUUUAAGUUGUCCACUUAAUUCAGGAAGAUAAUUAGAAUCUAAUAAUCUAUGUUCUUGCACUAGUGAAUAUUAUGAUCAAAUUGAUAAUCCUAUUUGCAAAUGUAUUUUUACUAUUUAUUAGUGUGUCAUUUUAAAUGCUAUUCUUGUACUGAUUAAACUGAAUAAUCAUGCUCUUCAUGUAAUCCAAAUAAAUUUAGAACACUUUCUAAUAAUUAAUGCAUUUGCAUGAAUGGCUACUUUGAAAAAGAAGUCUAAGAAUGUUAAAGUAUUUCUCAUUUUGAUUAAUUCUAAGAAUGCAGUUCAUAAUGUUAGUUAUGUAUUGAUGAAUAUGAUUAUUGUACAGCAUGUUUAAAUGACAGAUAUCUAGAUGGAAAUAAAUGUUUAUGCAAAACCAAAUGGUAAGGAUAUAAAAUAAGUACUUAUGAGUUAAGAGGAAUCCUUAAAUGUUAAGGUACUUAUAAUUAACUAUUUUUUAAGUUUGUCAUUAUACAUGUUUAACUUGUUCUAAAAGUUCAGCUCCAGAUUAAUGUUUAUCAUGUUUUGAUUCUGAUAAUCGAAUUCAAAUCGGAUCUACCUGCAUUUGUAAAGAUGGAUAUUUUGAAGUCGGUAAAUCAGUUUGUUAAAGUAAUCUUAUUAUUUGAAAUAUAUUUUCAAGAAUGCAGCAUCUAAUGUAAACUCUGUAUAACCAAAGAUGAUAAAUGUAUUGGAUGUGAAGAUAACACUCUUAGAGUCUUAAAUUCAAUUCUCCAUAAAUGUUUAUGUCCUAUUGGAUAUUUUGAUGAUGGAUAAAUCAGUGUAUGUUAAUGUAAUUUAUAUAUCAUAUUUAGAAUGCCAUUAUACUUGUUAAACCUGCUCUAAACUUAGUACUCUAUGCAAUGAUUGUUCAAUCUAAUCACAUCGUUAACUUAAUGAUUUACUAUUCACUUGUUCUUGUAAUUUAGGAUACUUUGAUUCAGGUAUUUAGUAAUGUCAAUUAUGUCAUUACUCUUGCCUAGGUUGUGCAAAUUCUUUCUAAAAUUGUUUGAGUUGUACAGUUUAAAUAGUUUCAAAAAGAGUUUUGUAUUAAAAUCAAUGCAUUUGUAUAAGUGGAUAUUAUGAUGAUGGAUUUUCCAAGAAUUGCUAGUAAUGUAAUUAUGAAUGUUUAACUUGUACAAUAUAAUCCUAUUAAUGUACUUCUUGUCCUUAGACCAGAAACAUAAACUAGAAUUGUGCAUGUUCAAAUGGUUAUUAUGAUAUCGGAUAUGCUACUUGUUCAAAAUGUGAUGCUAACUGUUUUAAAUGUGCUAAAUUUGCUACCAAAUGUAUUGAAUGCAACUCUUUAGAUAAUAGAACUUUAAAUAUUACAUUAAAUAAUUGUGAAUGCAAACUUGGUUAUUAUGAAUUGAAUGGAAUAUGCUAUUAAUGUGAUCAAACUUGCUAAACUUGUAUUGAUUAAUCUGAUAACUGCAAAUCUUGUCCUUCAAAUAGAAUUUUAAUUGGAUCAACUUGUAAAUGUAGUGAUGAUUAUUAUGAAAAUAAGUCUGAUAAAUUAUGUUAUCUUUGUCAUAAGAGUUGCCAAACAUGUAUCAAUACUUCAACAGAAUGUUUAUCUUGUUUCAUUGAUGACUUUAGAAUAUUAAAAUAAGGAUAAAAAUGUGAAUGUAUAGAUGGUUAUUAUGAAAAUCUAACAAAUCUAAAUUGUUUGAAAUGUGAUUAUACAUGUUUAACAUGUUAAUAUAAUGCUUAUCAUUGUACAUCCUGUGAUUCUAGUCUACAUUAUGAUAUCCAUAUUAAUUAAUGUCUUUGUACCACUUAAUAUUACUAUGAUAUCACAACGAAAUUAUGUUAAUGUAAUUCAAUUUUAUUAGUAUAGAAUGUCAUUUUACUUGUUUAUAAUGUCGUACUCAAAACGAAUGCACUACUUGUAAUACACUUACUAGAUAAUUAGAUAAUUAUUCAAUGGAAUGCUUAUGUAAAAUUGGAUAUUUUGAAAUCAAUUCUGAAUAUUGUCAAUGUAUAUUUAAUAUUUUAUCUUAAGAAUGCCAUUACUCUUGCUAUACUUGCUUAUUAUCAUCUACUAAUUGUUAAACAUGCAGUUAAUUACAUCAUAGAUCACUUUAUAAUAAUUCAUGUUAAUGUCUUCAAGGUUACUAUGAUCUUGGUGUUUUAAUGUGUUAAAAAUGCAAUGAUUUGUGUUAAACUUGUUAGAUUUUAUCUACUAAAUGCACAUCAUGUUAUUAAAUAGAUUAACAUAGAAUAUUAUAAGGAGAUUAAUGUAUAUGUUAAACUGGAUAUUUCUCUACUGGAUCUUUGAUUUGUCAAAGUAAUAUAAAAUAUAUAUUAUAUUUUAGAAUGCUCUAAUUCUUGUCUAACUUGUGAAAUAAUGCCAAACUCUUGUACAAGUUGUGAUUUGAGUUCAAAAAGAUAUGAUCGAUCCAUAUAAAGGAAAUGUCCUUGUAUUACUGGAUUUUACGAAGAUGAAAAUUAAAAUUGCUAAAGUAAUUGUUUAUUAUAAUUAAUUAAGGAUGCCAUAUAAAAUGUUACGAUUGCAUAAAUUCAAGUGAAAUUUGUACCAGUUGCAAUUAUAAAGUCAACUCUAAUAGAAAUUCUUUAUCACAAUAAUGUAAUUGUAAAGAAGGAUAUUAUGAUGAUGUGACAUAAAUUUAAUGUUAAAAGUGCAAUAAUAAAUGUAAAAAAUGUUUAAAUGAUUCAAUUAAUUGUUCUAUUUGUAACAAUAAUUUAAGAUCUAAUCCUCCUGUUUGCAAUUGUAUAGAUGGAUAUUUUGAAGAUGAAUAAUAAACAUGUUAACGUAAAUAUAAUAUUAAUAAUUGAGCAUGCUAUCAUUAAUGUAGUACUUGUGAUACUAAUCAAAAUAAUUGUUUAUCUUGUAAACCAGAUAGAUUUGGACCAAAUUGUGAAUGUUCAGAUGGAUAUUAUGAAGCUGGAUUAAUUAAUUGUUUAAGUAAUUGUUUUUUCUAUUUUGUAGAAUGUUAAUUUCAAUGUAAAACUUGUUCUUAUGAUGCAAAUUUAUGUAUCACAUGUAAAGCAGAUAGAAUUUAAACUCCUAUUUGUAAAUGUCCAAAUGGUAAAUAUGAUGAUUAUACCAAUGAAACUUGUUAAGAUUGUCACUAUACUUGCAAUGAAUGUAAUAUUGAUGGAUGUAUCUCUUGUGCUGGAAAUAGGAUCUUAUCUUAAGAAAAUACAUGUGAUUCUCCAUUUGGAUCUAUUUCUUAUGAAAAUACUCCAUGGUGUUCUAGUAUAUCAUUAAUCUUAAUAUUAAGGUUGCACUGUUGCUGUUUUGCGUAUUUAUUUCUCAGAUGAUCUCGAGAGUCUCAUUAUUUUAUUUGAUUUUCCUUUAAAUUCCAAAUUAUUUCAGUCUUACUAAUUAUCAAAUAAAUGCUUUUAAAUCUUUGAUAUAACAUCAAUUGAUAAAUUUGGAAGAAAUCCUAAUUGUUACAUAAAUCCUGAUCAAAACUCAGAAUUAAUUAUAUCCUUAGGAGAUUAUCCUAAUAUUAAUUUAGGGGAUCAAUUAUUAUUCCAAAAAAAUUCUCUCUCUCACAAUUCUUGUGAAUAACCAUUAUCUACAUUUGUUAACAAUAAUAUUUAACCUCCUAAGAAUUAUCUUAUUCCAUAAAUACAAUUUGAUGUACCCUAAUAUAAAAUUAAUCCUUGUGUUGAAAUUCAAAUAUAUUAAAAUAAUCGAAAAUAUGAUGGAAAAAGAAGUCUAAUUAAUGCAUUUUGGUCAUAUACAUCAUCAAAUGGUACCAAUUUAUUAAUAGAUCAUUUCAUUUCAUAACAAAAUAUUUAAUAAGAUUUUAAUUUAAUUAUUCCUUCUAAUACCUUACCAAUUAAUUCCAAAAUUACUUUUUUCAUUUCAUUUUAAAACUUUUUAACAACCUCUUCAGAAUAACAUUUCAUUAUUACUACUCAUUCUGGAGAUUCACCAACAAUUACAUUAAAUAUUAAAAAAUAAUAUUUCACAUUUGAAAAAAUUUCAUUAAAUUUUCAAAUAUAAACAAUUUUAUGUUUUAACAACAUUAAUUCAACUCCCGAACAUUAUAUUUAUGCAGUUGAACUAUUUUAAUUACAAAACAUUUCAAAAUAAGCAUCUGAAUCAGAAGUAAUUUAUAAUGUUACUUCACUUUAAGAAUCGCAUUCUAUUAUAAUACCUUAAUAUAAAUUAUCCCCUAAUUUUUAUUAUACUUUUUAAUUAAAUGUCACUAAUUAAAUUUCAAAACAUAAUUAAAUUUAAAAUUUUACUAUCUAAAUUAUGUCUGCAGGAAUUUUAUGUUAAUUUAAAGAAUCUUUAAAUGUUUAAUAUUUUGCCAAAGAUAUGAAUUUAGUUAUAUAAUGUAAAGAUUUGGAUACUAAUUUUAAUUGGAAUCAAGAUCCUGAUCUAUUUACAGAGAUUUAAUGUUUUGAAUUAACAAAAAAUUAAAAAUGUCAAAAUAUUCAUAAUGCUGUCAUACCAGUAAAUAAAACAGAAAGAUUAUAAUACAUAAAAAAAUUUAGUAUUGAGCCUUUUUCAAUUCAAGAAUGGUCUCUUAAAGUAACCAAAAAAAAUACAGAAUAAAAUUUUAAAGAGGUAAUAGUUUUUUUAGAAUAUGAUUUUGAGAUAUAAAAAAUAGAAUUUAAUAGUGGUUAUCAGAUGAGAGAUAUUAAUAAUUUUGAAUUACUUAAUUUUACAUUUUCUUUUAAUGAAUAACAAUAUUAAAAAUUGAUAGAUUAUUCUGUUGGAAUUAUUUAUGACUAUCAGAUUAUCAAAAUUAUAUCACCAACUUUCGUAGAAUUUAAAUUUAAGUUAUUUGAAUGUAAGUUAUUUGAAUGUAUCAAUUAAAUGAAUAGAGGUAAUGAAAUUAACUUAAGAUUUAAUGCUUAAUUUAGUGACAAUAUUAUGCCUAAUCUGUUCAAUUUAAAAAUAAAUAUUAAUUAACCUGUUCCUUGUUAAAAAUUAUUAAUUAACUAAAUAAAUCUCGAAUAUACAAUUACAGCCAUUUGUGAAUAUUCAAACUCAAUUCCAUAUUAUUAUUAGUUAAAAUAUUUCUAUCUAGAAUCUGAUUACAAUCUAUUUUUAAAGAGUGAAUCUGAUAAUUCUAUCACAUUUUAAUCCUUCUAAAAAUCAAAUAAAUUCACAUUAUAAUUACCAACUUCUAUGAAUUCAUCAAAUAUUAAUGUUUUAGUUUAAGUUAUGAAUUCAGGAGGAUCGAUUACUAGCAUUUAUUAAAAAUUCUCGAUAAAAAAAUAAGCACUGAAUUGUACAUAAUAUUUUAAUUUGUCAUAAAGUGUUAAAUUUUAAAUCUAUCUACUAUUUGAAGGUUACAAUAAUGACUGUUUAGAUUUAUCCGAAAAAGUUUUAGAAAAUUUAAAACAAAUGAUUUAUAUUACUAAAAAUGCAGAAAGAUAAAUUAUUUUAUCAACAAUUAAAUUAUUUAAUAAAAUAUAAUCAUUAAAACAACUAAACAAAUCAUAAACUAGAUUGAUGCAAGAAUAAUAGGGAUUAGAAGAAUGCUAUGAUUAAAAAUAAUAUCAUUUUAUUGUUUAUGGUGGCAACAAAGAAUAAAAUGUAACUUAAAACCAAGAAAAAAAUAAAAUUGUCAAAGAUGUAUCUUAAAUUGAAAAUUUAAUAUUUUAAUAAUUACUAAAUAUCAAAUCUAUUGUUGAGCAAAUAAAUUUAAAUCAAAUAUUUUGGGAUCAUUAAUUGGAACAAGAGAAAGAAUUUUUAAUUGAUUCUUUAUUCUCUUCCUUAUUCUUGAUUGAUGAUAUUUUUUUAACAAUAUCAUUUAUCAAAUUUCCAGAUUUAGAAAUGUUCAAUUAAAGUAUGUUAUUGAUUGAUUAAAUAAAUAUUAUUUCUUCAGUUAUUUAAUAGAAUGUUAUAGUUGAUGGUAUUCAUUAAAAAUUUGAAGGAGUUUUAUUUAAUUUAACUUUAAAAAGAUUUAGCAAAAAACAUAUGAAUGAAUUAAUUAAUAUAGAAGCAAAUUACUUUGAUUAUUUAGUUUACUUCUGCUAAUUGCAAUAAAUGAAUCUUAUUCAGAAUCCAUAUUUAUUUUAAUCUAAUUUUACUUUUCUAUCAUAGAAUAAUUUAAAUACUUAACAAAUUAAGAUGGCAUAAUAACCUAUGAAAAAAGUUUCCUUAAAAAACUUUUUUAAAGAGAAACCUUAUAUAAUUAUAGAAUAAAUCAACAAUUAUAUAAUAAAUUUUAAUAAUUACUCAUUAUGUGAAGUUGGUUUGAGUGUAAAGGAAAUUUUUGAUCCUAUUUGUAUAAUGAAAACUAUAUAGAAUGAAAUAUAGAAUUGUACACUUAUUUAAGAAUAUGAUAAAUCUUUAAAUUAGGUUUCAAUAUCAUGUUAAUGCAGUUAUUUAGGAGAGGUUCUUUUAUUAAGAUCAAUUAUAAGCUAAAACUUAGAUUAAGAUCAAAAUACUUCAAUAAGUUAGUUAAAGCCAACCACUCAACUUAGUUUAAUUUUUACUGAUGCUAUGUUUAUUAUUAUUAAUUUUUAUUGCCUAAGUAUUUUAGUAACUUAUUUUUAUUGUUUGUAUAAAGAAAUAAAAAGUCAAAAAUAAGGUUUAACAAUUUAAUAAUGUGAAAUAAACACUUGUAGAAGUAAAUAAACUAUUCAUUUAUAUCCUGGGAAUGUUCAUGUUUUUGCUAAAUAAUUCAAAGUAUCUGUAUUUAUAAUUUUUAGUAUUUACAUUAAAUUACAGCACUUUGUUAUUAAAUCAAUCAUAUGAAAUUAAGUGCUGGAGUUUUAUGUUUCUUUUCUUUAAUAAGCUUCACAUUUCUACUUCUAGAACUAGAAUUUUUAAUUUUAUAAAUUAAUCUUGGUUGGAUAUAUGGACUAAUUAUUCUAAUUAAUUGCAUCUUUUUCGAAAUUUUUAGGGGGAUACUUAAAAUAAUUAGAUCUAUAUCCCAAUUUGGUAGAAUUAUCAAUAUAAUUUUUCAACUGAUUUAACUAUUAAUGCUUUUAUCUCCAUUAAUUGGAUAUAUUAUUAUGUAUAAGUAAUAUUUAAAAAAUAAAUUUAAGAUCUUAAACUGAAUGGAAUUUAACAUUGUUAAUAAUUAACUAUUUAAGUAGUUUAAUAAUAAUCCUUAUAAUUUUAGAUCCUAUUAUUGUUUUUAUAAGAAUAUAUAUUUAUAAACUGAUCCUCCCAAGCAUAAAAAAUAAUGAAUUAAACCCAUUCUAUCAUUUGCUUUACUUUUUUGUAUAUCAUGAAACUUUAGAAAUAGAAUUUUCCUAAUAUUAGUUAUUUUGA
Messenger RNA from Paramecium sonneborni, 9894 nucleotides. The record is from the annotation of a GenBank genome assembly. NCBI's taxonomy places the organism in Eukaryota, Ciliophora, Oligohymenophorea, Peniculida, Parameciidae.